AUGUACCUUGGAGAACUGUCCCCUAAGAAUUUACGAGGUGCAAUAGGAGUCAUGCCUCAGCUGCUCAUCACCGUUGGGAUUCUUGUUGCUCAGAUUGUUGGCAUAAGAAGUAUUCUUGGAAAUGAAGAAGGCUGGCCACUGCUAUUAGGACUGACUGGUAUCCCUGCAGCCUUGGAAUUAAUUUGUUUACCCUUUUUCCCUGAAAGCCCACGUUUUCUAUUGAUUCAGAAAGGUGAUGAAGGAAAAGCAAAAGAAGCUUUAAAAAAGUUGAGAGGCUGGGAUGAUGUCGAUAAUGAAAUUAGAGAGAUAAAAGCAGAAGAUGAAGCAGAGAAAGCAGAAGGACAGAUAUCUAUUCUCAACCUUUGUCAAUUCAAAUUUCUAAGGUGGCAGAUUAUUUCAGUGAUAGCAAUGAACAUGGGUCAACAGCUUUCUGGAAUAAAUGCGAUCUACUAUUAUGCAGACAGUAUAUAUGCAUCUGCAGGAGUGGACAAAGAAACAAUUCAGUAUGUUACUGUUGGAACAGGUUCUGUGAAUGUUGUCAUCACAUUAGCUGCUGUUUUCAUAGUGGAGGCUGCUGGAAGGAAAAUGCUGCUCUUGGUUGGUUUUGCUACAUGCGUUGCCUCCUCUGUAUUGCUAACAGUCGCUCUCAACUUACAGGACAGCAUUGAUUGGAUGCCUUACAUAAGUAUUGCCUGUGUCAUAAUUUAUGUUAUUGGCCAUGCGACUGGACCAAGCCCCAUUCCAUAUGUGAUGACACUGGAAAUGUUCCUUCAGUCGUCCCGGCCUGCAGCUUUCAUGGUAGGAGGAUCGGUUCACUGGUUGUCCAAUUUCACAGUGGGACUUAUUUUUCCUUUUAUGGAGGAUGCUCUUGGUCCAUAUUGCUUCAUUAUAUUUAGUGUUAUCUGCCUUGCCACUUUUAUUUAUAUCUUAAUUAUUGUCCCAGAAACAAAGAAAAAGACAUUUUUGGAAGUCAGCCAACUUUUUGCCAAAAGGAAUGGAAUUGCUAUGGCAGAGGAUGAAAAAAAUACUGAUGUUAAGUUAGUACCAUACAAUGAUAACGCUGAAUUCUGAACUGGACAGAUGUUCGCUCAAAGUUAGACACACAAUCACCUUCUUACAGGA
Protopterus annectens (West African lungfish) is the source of this 1122-nucleotide messenger RNA. It is a transcript of the gene SLC2A5, whose product is annotated as solute carrier family 2 member 5. Gene Ontology annotation, cellular component: membrane. The transcript has 8 exons. Bases 1 to 1071 code for a protein of 356 amino acids. Gene Ontology annotation, molecular function: hexose transmembrane transporter activity. Gene Ontology annotation, biological process: monosaccharide transmembrane transport. The record is from RefSeq and is a predicted model, not a curated record. Lineage: Eukaryota; Metazoa; Chordata; Ceratodontiformes; Protopteridae.